Molecule: messenger RNA, 6926 nt
Organism: Gadus macrocephalus (Pacific cod)
Lineage: Eukaryota; Metazoa; Chordata; Actinopteri; Gadiformes; Gadidae
Product: E3 ubiquitin-protein ligase TRIM35-like
Exons: 1
Coding region: 2855-4237 (460 amino acids)
Molecular function (GO): zinc ion binding
Source: RefSeq, a predicted model, not a curated record
UGUUGCAUUUGUGUGUUUGUAUAACCUUUGGGCUGAGGUCUGUUUGGAUAGGAGCAAAAAAGCAAAUCGUGUGUUUGCAGUCGGUACGUUUCCCUGUCUGAGAGGAAAAGUGCGUUCUGCUGCAGUGGGCUGACCAGCCAAGCCAGACUGUUCAACAUUGAGUGGGUCAGUGGGAGGCUGCUGAAGAGAUGCUGACUCUGAUGUGGUUUAGUCUCAAAGGGAAGGGUGUGCAACUCUGGAGCGGAACCAACUCUGCCUGAAACACUUAGUCAUUGGAAACGAUGCUGUCAUUUUACUUUCAGUUAAAAUGCAUCGAUACAUUUCCCCUUUAUAGUUGAGCAUUUUCAAACUUGUAUAAAAACGAUUCACUCAAGUCAAACAAUCCCAUUGCAGCUAGCAUUAGCUGUUGCACACGUCGCUCUACCUGACAUGGAACAGGUGUAAAUAAAGGUUCAGAAAAUGAGUUAUUUGAACGUAAAUCAGGACCACCUCCCUGAUUUCACCCACCCAGGGUGGAGGGGGGGGAGACCGUUAUAAUACAUGGGACGGAAACAGAGUCUGUGGAGUGGGGGAGAUGGGUUCUGUGUUCUCAGGGACAGGAAGCGGUUGGGUGGCACCCACACUUCAGCUACAUCAUGUUCCACCGCAGAGUGGUGCAUGCUGGGUCAUUUUGUAGUGGGUUUGAUUUGUGUAUCAGUGUGUACUCGGGCGUCGCUGGAUGCCUCCGCCUCGGUAUGGGUUAGACGAGGUGUGUUUGUUUGACUUCCAAAGCCCUCGUGCUGAAGUGAGGCAAACUGCAUCCUGACUACAGCUGGGUGAAAUGUCAAUGUUUGAUACGGGAUUUAUUGAUAUCUCACUGGCUCUGUGAGGCCAAGUCAGUACACUCCCUGUCUUAACCUUAAAUCAAAUAAAAGUACAGUGCAGUACAAACAGUAGUCCUGGAGGUAGUUGGUCCAGCUACCUUUCUGUGUUUCGAUUAUUGGUGUCAAGUCAAUUUUUAUUUCUAUAGCGCAUUUACACACGGCUGAGCCGCACCAAAGUGCUUCACAAGAAAGUGCUUAACCCUCCUAUCAUGAUAGGGGACAAUUUGACCCGAUUCAAUAUUAAGAUUCUCUAAAAACAAACAUACUUUAUUCAGCUAGAUUUCUUACUUUUCCUAACUCUAUGGGGUAAACAUGGAAAACAAAAAGAACACAUGUCCUGUACACAUUUUGUACACAUCGGUGUUGUUGGGGUUAUUUUGACCCCCAGCAGUAUUUUUCUAUAAAACCAUCCAACACAAAAAAAAUCUUGUUUUUUUUGUGUUGGAUGAUAAUUGAUCUCGUUACAACGCUGAUAAUACUCGCAGCAUGGGGGGUGGGGCAAACAUACAACCGCGAGAACUCUGAUAAUUCUUGCAGUAUGUGGGACGGGGCAAACAAAGUUGCCCCGAGAACUUUGAUAAUUCAGGCAACAUUUCUCUUUGCAUUUGUGCCUCAACUAAACAUGUUGAAAAUGACCCCCAGACAGGAAAAUAUCUGUGUGGCCGCUGGGCUUUCAGGGUGUGCUCCUGAUGAGAACGAAGCCAGUGAGAUAAGACAUUCUGACCAUCCUGUUGUUUCUCAAACACAAUUAUACCCCCUUGUCAUAUCUCAACCACCAAGAACUGACAUUACUUGACAUGACAUGCUGAUCCCCAGUUACAAGACAGGGUAGACUGACUGCAGCUAAUGUCAUCUAAAUGGUUAGACGCCCCAGAUAUGCUAGCACCAGUCAUAUACAAGACAAUCUGCAUUUGAACUAUAUUAUAUCUUACUAUGUAUAAAUACAUUACUAUAUUUGAAUAUCAACAUAAAGCCCGGAAAACACCAAUACAUAAUUUGUUUUUCAUUUUAGGUCUAAGAAUGAGAUAGUACAGUGAUUUGCAUAUUUUGCAAAAAAGUCAUAUACAAUCAAUACUUGAUGUAUAAGGGAAGUUAUGGAAGUAAAUCUGUGCCAUCGGAUUUUGUAAAUAAAAAGCCUUUGAAUUCUAAGCACUGAAUGUUUAUUCAUUGAAAUAACGUAUCUGGAUUUUUUGCCUCUGAAUAUAAAUCUUUUUAACCUUUGUUUUUCAAUAUAAAAUAUUCAAAAUAAAUUAUGUUUGAAUGAUGUGAUGUGUGAAAUGAAUAAAUGAAUGAGAAAAGCAACGGUGGUGGACCUUACUAAACGCCCUAUCCAUUGUAUCGGUCUGUAAAAUGCUGAUCAAUGCUGAAUUUUUUAACAUUGAAAAAUAAAGCUGAAAAUGAUUUAUUGAACAUUUUAAGAGUUCAAUUCAGAGGCAAAAAAAAUCCAGAUACGUUAAUUCAGUGCAUAAAUAUUCAUUGAAUUCAAUGGCUUUUUAUCUUCAAAAUCCUUAAGAAAGAAAAAAAAAGUACUGCCAUCGGCAGUCAUGUAUCAUUUACUGGGCUAUGAAGAUGGUCAGUAGGAAGGCCUAAAGUAGUAUCUAAGUUGUACAUUUAUUUGAACAUAAUAGGAGGGUUGACGCAAUAAACAAAGAAAUGGGGCAAAAAUAAAAAAUAUAAAAAACAUCUCGGUGUGCAAGACGUUUUCAUGAGUCACUUUAUCCGCCUCCAUAUUCAAAGCAGACGUUCAGAAACAAUUGAAUAACAACCAAAAAGCAAAAAGAAAUAUAAUAAUAUUUUCUAAUAAUUAUAAAUAAAUGCAUUUAGGAACUGAGGACAUAGUGGCCACUCCAGUGAGGGAGACUGUCGCACAGUGAUUCCACGUCACUACUCAAAGUGAAACUUUGAAAGGGAAAGCAAAAGCGAGCCAACGAGAGAACGCCAAGACUCGCAUACGGGUCGGAUCAGUCGUUUUGUAUCACUCUGUUGCUACAAUGGCGGACAUAACACCCCUAGUGAACGAUCUGUCCUGUUCGGUUUGCCAUUACAUCUUUAACGACCCUGUUAUCCUAUCGUGUAGUCACCGUUUCUGCAAAGGCUGUCUGCAGAGUUGGUGGAUGCAAAGCCAGGAACACCUGUGUCCACUUUGCAAGAGGAGAUCUUCAAAGACCGAACCACCCAGGAAUAUUGCUCUGAAGAACCUUUCGGAAGCCUUCCAGCGGGGGAACGCGGAUCUAUGCCCUCUGCACGGUGAGAAACUCGAGCUCUUCUGUCUCGAUGACCUGGAGACGGCGUGUCUCAUCUGUCGAGAUUCUGAAAAACACGCCAACCACAGAUUCCUUCCUGUGGAUGAAGCUGCCCCGAGCCACAGAAAAGAAAUUCAGGAAUUAUUCAAAUCCCAGAAGGUGAAGUUAAACGACUUUGUUGAGACCAAGAGAAAGUGUGAUCAAAUAGCAGCACACAUUAAAGUCCAGACCGCGCACACCGAGAGACAGAUUCAAAAGGAGUUUGAGAAGCUUCACCAGUUUCUCCAAGAUGAAGAGAAGUUCAGGAUCACAGCGCUGAGAGACGAAGAGCAGAUGAAAGGUCAGAAGAUAAAGAAGAAGAUUGAGGAACUGUCGAUGCAGAUAGAAACCAUUUCACAAACCGUCACAGAGACGGAGCAGCAGCUGGGGGCUGGAGACGUUUCCUUCCUGAAGAAGGCUACAGCAGAGAAAGCAGGCCAGCCCCGACCCUCGCCGGCUCUACCCGAGGGGGCGCUGCUGGACGUGGCCAAACACCUGGGCAACCUGGCCUACGCAGUCCUGAAGAAGCUGGAGGACAACGUCUCCUACUUUCCUGUGAUCUUGGACCCCAACACCGCUGCCCCCGAUCUCCACUUGUCUGAUGAUCUGACCAGCGUGAGAUGUGGAGCGAGACAACAGCUCCCUGAGAACCCAGAGAGGCUGGUGUAUGGCGUGCUGGGAUCUAGGUCACUUGAAUCAGGGACCUGCACCUGGGAGGUAGAGGUGGGAGACAGCGCCCACUGGGAGCUUGGUGUUAGCAAUGGUAUCUACAGAAAAUCUGGUAUAGAAACGAUUUCAUUGAAUAGUUUUUUGUUCAAUCUCUUUGGUCCUGAUUGUUUUAAAAUAGUGUUUCAUAAAGGUAGAUACAGAUCACAAAAAGGUACACAAUCGGUUGAUCUCCCAGCGAUGCAGAAGUUACAGAGGAUCAGAAUGACGUGGGAUCCGACCACUCAUGAAAUGUCCUUCAGUGAUUUUAAAACCAACCAUAAAAUGCGGGGGCAACUAUCAUUGUCUCUACUAUUACCAUUUUUCCAUUCCACUGAUGCAGUUCCUUUGAGUAUUUGCCCAGGGAAGAACCUGCCUGGGAGUUAGGAACGAUGUGAGUGUACCUGUAGAAGCUGUUUAUUUCUGUGUUGUUAACAUAUUCUGUAUUGUCCUUGUUGAUCUGUAAGCGAUGGAAAACAGAUUUUCUUUUUGAAUAUUGAAAAUAAUAUUAUUUAGACAUACAUGUUUUCUUGGCCACAUGCUCAAAGACGAAUGUUGUAUGGUUUCGUCAGAUCAUGUUAUUGAACAGGUUUAUGUGACGUGUAAAUGUAUUAAGUUUGACUUGGUAAAAUGUUGUGUAAAUGUAUUAGAAAUUAGAAAAAGUGUUGUCUAAAUGUGUGACAUAGUCAUAGUAUUAUUAUUAGUCAUUAAAUUGAACAGGGUGAUAGCUGGGAGAGCUUCAGAGGUAAUUAGCCAGAUUGUCAUUUUGAUUUUAAGAAUAAAAAAAAUAAAGAAGAAAAUAAUAUAGUUUUUUGUGGUGGUUUUGCCUAUUGCUUAACAUCUUGUGAGUCAUCACUUGUCAAUCACCACCACAACGGAUCAGUUGGCGACACAAAGGUGUGUUAGCAGCAUAACAAUGGAAUGUCAGCAACACAAAGAAGAGACGCAUUCGACGCAACAAUCAUAGCGCUGCACCGUCCCAGCAGGCAGUUUGGGUGGUGAGGUAUACUCACGGAGGACCUUUGGGUUCUCUUAAGGGUUGUAGUUAAUUAAUAAAACAGUAAUCAUUUACAAUUGAUCUAGUGAGUCUAUUAAAUGUUAGCAAUAAUGGAAAAAUGCUCAUUACAAGUCACCAGAGUGCAAGGUGAAGUCUUAAAUAUUCUUGAUUUUGUUGAUAUUCUAAUCAAUGAACCAAAUUACAGAAGCGUCAAGCAGCAACUGUAUUUAUAAUUCACAAAUUACUUUUCAUCUGUCAAAAUCAGAUUUCAUUAAUCUCCUGUUGAUUGACUCAUCAAUGAAUGAUCGUUGCAGCCCAAUGCUCCACUGUCGAGGAGCCAUCCAGUUCAGUCGGCUUUCAGCUCAUGUACGUGAAACAGAACCUGGUGGUUGUACUUUAUCUGAAGAGUAACCUUGUUAGAAUGCCCUGCCUGGCCUCCAGUGGAGCACCAGAUGCUAGUAAGGUGCGGCUGGUGUGCGAUGAGUGUUUGGUCUCCUAGCGCACCCACAAAAAGCUUCACUAGGCCCAGGGCUCAAGGCCGAGGUCACUAAUGGGUGAUAAGCAUGAAACAUUAAUGAUCUACACACUCUUCUGAGAUAAGACCUAGGAAAGGCCAUUCUUCAAUCCAUCAGUAGUAUCAACCGGCUGACAGACUGAAGACAAUAACUCGUUCUGUUUCCGAGGAGCCGUCAAUCCUGACUAAGUAAAGCUUUGGCUUUAAACAAAUAUCCACUGAAACUAACUGGACAUGUUUUAAAUGCUCUCUGCAGUAUGUUCUCUGCCAGACCCAGUUCACCGUCAUAAGGACCGGCCCAGAUGAUUUGUGAACACGCUACGCUAAGAUUAGGCUACAUUUACAUGUUGUUAUGCCGAACUAAAAAUACAGUACGCCUUCCGUAGCUGCCGUGCUUAGUCAUCUUCUAGGGUGUGUGUUUGUGUUUGGUUUAAGUCACUCCUCUCAUUUGGCAGUCUUCCAGUGGGAGCUUGAAUCCAUAUGCUCUGUGGUCGGGGCCUCCCAGAGUCCCGGAGAUUAGCUUGUCAUUUAAAAGAGGGCAGUGGCUCCUGGAACAAGAGGUGCUUUUGAUCGCAGGCCUUACAAGUCGAACAAGGUUUUCAUCAACCUAAGACCCCAGCUGUGCGAAAUUACAACCUGGACAGUUAAAGAUAAACUGAAACUAACAUUUACAUUUAGUCGUUCCCAGCUUCUAUCCAAAGUGUUCUACAAAUGAGGCUCAGAAGAAGCCUUUAACUACAGUUAAAGUUAGGAGUAGCUGAACAAAGUAGCUUACGGAUCAACCAAUCAGAGAUCAUACAUUUAAACAACUUAUAAGUUCAACGUAGUAGCUCAACAUCUUUCAUCACCCAUUUUGCCCCGUAGGGUUUUCCCAUCCAUGGUUCCCAUGGUAGUUUUGACCUGGUAACCGGAGAGGUCUACUCCACCCAGAGCACCUUGCUGGCAGUGGGGCGGUUAUCUGGUGGCUAUUGAAAAAAAUAACCAUACCUACAGUAGUCCUAGACCAGGAUGUGCUUUAGAAAGACAGAGGUCACACACACACACACACACACACACACACACACACACACACACACACACACACACACACACACACACACACACACACACACACACACACACACACACACACACACACACACUAUCACACACCAUCUCUGCCCAUCUCUGGGUGUGUGGAGUGUUGUGAUUGAAAGCCACUGUCUUUGACUUGCUGUUAUUUAAACUUUAGUGUAAAGCGCUUCAUUGCCAAAUAAAUGACUUACUAUGUAUGACAACACUAUUAGUUGUCAUGUCAUAUAACUAGCAGUUCCAUGAACAUUAACAUCUCAACGGAGCGAUUUGUUUGUUGUUUGUGUCCUUGAGUCGAGAUGUCCUGCCAGUGUUUACUGUGAUCGAGAGCCAACUCAUUACUACAAUAACAUGUGUGUGUGUGUGUGUGUGUGUGUGUGUGUGUGUGUGUGUGUGUGUGUGUGUGUGUAUGGUUGUGUGCGUGUGUGCAUCCGCUCAGAGUGUUAUGGCACCCCCUGGUGUUGGCAGAUCUGUAAGAGAGUCUGAUUUCUUUA